This is a messenger RNA of Cladophialophora immunda, 838 nucleotides long. RefSeq names its product 40S ribosomal protein S16. Gene Ontology annotation, molecular function: RNA binding; structural constituent of ribosome. Gene Ontology annotation, cellular component: cytosolic small ribosomal subunit; ribosome. NCBI's taxonomy places the organism in Eukaryota, Fungi, Ascomycota, Eurotiomycetes, Chaetothyriales, Herpotrichiellaceae. Gene Ontology annotation, biological process: maturation of SSU-rRNA from tricistronic rRNA transcript (SSU-rRNA, 5.8S rRNA, LSU-rRNA); translation. The record is from RefSeq and is a predicted model, not a curated record. Bases 74 to 505 code for a protein of 143 amino acids. The transcript is spliced from 3 exons.
UGCAACGAACAUUUCACAACCGAGCAAUCUACCCAGCUGUAUCAACUCUGUGCAAUCGCCGCCAGUCCUCAAGAUGUCGGCCCCUCAGAGUGUACAGUGCUUCGGCAAGAAGAAGACCGCUACAGCGGUCGCCCAUUGCAAGAAAGGCAAGGGCCUCAUCAAAGUCAACGGUCGACCUCUCUCUCUCGUCCAACCGGAAAUCCUGCGCUACAAGGUCUACGAGCCGCUCCUGAUUGUCGGUCUCGACAAAUUCGCCGAUGUUGACAUCCGUGUCCGUGUCACCGGUGGUGGUCACACCUCCCAGAUCUACGCCAUCCGCCAGGCCAUCGCAAAAUCAAUCGUCGCUUACUACCAGAAAUUCGUCGAUGAGUACACGAAAAACCAAUUGAAGCAGGCCUUGGUGCAAUACGACCGCACGCUCCUGGUGGCCGAUAACAGACGGUGUGAGCCCAAGAAGUUUGGUGGGCCAGGCGCAAGAGCGCGGUACCAAAAGUCGUAUCGUUGAAUGGGGUCCUGGCUUUGGGGAGAGACUUGUUGGCGGUGGUCGUCGUGGUGGCAUCUGUGCUGUUGUUUGGAACGUGCAUGGAAUGCUUGCGGUUGUGCUACUUGUGGAACCGUGAAGAGAACAUGGCGGCCAGUUGCCAGGGAGGAAGAAUGGUGCGAAGAUGGAAGGCAUUGAACCUGUUCCGACACACAUAGGAAAGGAGCGUCAUCCGGCUGGAGAAGCUGAUGAGAUUUCGAUUCCGCCUGCCACGGGUCACUCAUCGGGGCGCAACGGCUUGUGAUCGGGGUAUGCAGCCAAAGUGCAAACCAAGAAAUCAAUUUCUCGUUCAAAAGA